This is a messenger RNA of Ipomoea triloba (trilobed morning glory), 1175 nucleotides long. Its product is annotated as 14-3-3-like protein B. Gene Ontology annotation, cellular component: cytoplasm. The transcript is spliced from 4 exons. Lineage: Eukaryota; Viridiplantae; Streptophyta; Magnoliopsida; Solanales; Convolvulaceae. The record is from RefSeq and is a predicted model, not a curated record. Bases 178 to 939 code for a protein of 253 amino acids. Gene Ontology annotation, biological process: signal transduction.
CCCUAACUCUAAGGGCUCUCCCUUCCCGUCUUCAAUUCAAAACCAAAAAAAGCUCCCAACUUUCUCCCAUCUCUUUCAAUUCUCACAUUCCUCUCUGCCCUUCCAGAUCUCGUAUUAAUUUCAGAUAGGUAGAGGGAGAGAUCGGUAAUUUCGCUGUGACCUGAACAAUCUGUUAAGAUGGCGCGUGAGGAGUACGUAUACAUGGCCAAGCUAGCGGAGCAGGCCGAGAGGUACGAUGAGAUGGUGGAGUUCAUGGAGAAGGUUUCCGCCUCCUUCGGCGACUCGGAGGAGCUGACGGUGGAGGAGCGCAACCUGCUGUCCGUGGCCUACAAGAACGUGAUCGGGGCGCGUAGGGCGUCGUGGAGGAUCAUCUCCUCCAUUGAGCAGAAGGAGGAGUCGAGGGGGAACGAGGACCAUGUGAAUGCCAUCCGAGAGUACAGAUCGAAGAUCGAGAAGGAGCUCUCUAACAUCUGCGAUGGCAUCCUCAAGCUCCUCGACUCCCGCCUUAUCCCCUCUGCUUCGGCCCCCGAUUCCAAAGUCUUCUACCUCAAGAUGAAGGGCGAUUAUCACCGCUACCUUGCGGAGUUCAAGACCACUGCCGAGCGUAAGGAGGCCGCUGAGAGCACCCUCUCUGCCUACAAAGCUGCUCAGGACAUUGCUGCUGAACUUGCCCCAACUCACCCAAUCCGUCUUGGGCUGGCCCUCAACUUCUCUGUGUUUUAUUAUGAGAUUUUGAACUCUCCUGACCGCGCUUGUAAUCUUGCUAAACAGGCCUUUGAUGAAGCAAUUGCCGAGUUAGACACCCUGGGAGAGGAGUCAUACAAGGAUAGCACCUUGAUCAUGCAGCUUCUUCGUGAUAAUCUCACUCUAUGGACAUCUGAUAUUCAGGAUGAUGGAGCUGAUGAAAUCAAGGAAGCUCCCAAAAAAGAUGAAGAGUAAAAGUGAGUGUGAUUGGUGCUGUAUUAGCAUAGCAUUUCACUUCUCCAGGAUUGUUUUUGGCUGGAGAAGUUGCCCUCAUUUAUUUCCAGUGAUAUGGUUUUCCUUCUCACUGUGAUUCAGAUGCAAUGAUUUGGAAUACUAAUGCUUAUAUCAUUUGGUUUUUAAUUAUCAUACAUACUCCUUUGUCCAAUUUUAUGUGUUUUACUUGAUUAAUGACAAUUAAGUUAAUCACGAUU